Pristis pectinata (smalltooth sawfish) is the source of this 3552-nucleotide messenger RNA. It is a transcript of the gene rab3gap1, whose product is annotated as RAB3 GTPase activating protein subunit 1. Gene Ontology annotation, biological process: positive regulation of GTPase activity. Gene Ontology annotation, molecular function: GTPase activator activity. The record is from RefSeq and is a predicted model, not a curated record. NCBI's taxonomy places the organism in Eukaryota, Metazoa, Chordata, Chondrichthyes, Rhinopristiformes, Pristidae. Bases 14 to 3052 code for a protein of 1012 amino acids. The transcript has 25 exons.
GACAGAUCGCAAGAUGGCGGCGGACAGCGACCCGGAGUCGGAUGUGUUUGAAAUCACGGACUUUACGACUGCUUCGGAAUGGGAGAGAUUUGUGUCAAAAAUUGAAGAAGUGCUGAAUGAUUGGAAACUGAUUGGAAGUACCACAAGCAAACCUUUGGAAAAGGGUGAAUUAACCUCUGGAGUGUGGGAGGAGAAGUCUGAUGAGAUUUCUUUCGCAGAUUAUAAAUUCAGUAUAACGCAUCAUUACCUCAAACAAGAAACUUCAACCGAUAAAGACAUAAAAGAAGCGUGUGAAGAAGAUGUUCUUCCUGAAGCAAUGCAGGAUUUGCUAUCCAUGAACAAUGAUUUUCCACCCAGAGCUCACUGCCUCGUCAGAUGGUAUGGUCUACGGGAGUUUGUGAUAAUUGCUCCAGCAGCUACUAACGAUGCAGUCAUCAGUGAAUCGAAGUGCAAUAUUCUGCUCAGCUCCAUCUCCAUUGCAUUAGGCAACACUGGUUGUCAGGUGGCCCUGUUUGUGCAAAUUCAACAAAAGUCAAGAAGAAUGUACGUGGGUGUAUGCGAAGGCCCUGGUGUCCGGACGGAUUUUGAAAUGGUUCAUCUUCGGAAAGUGCCAAAUCAGUACAAUCAUCUGUCAGGUCUUCUGGACAUAUUUAAAUCCAAGAUUGGAUGCCCUUUGACACCUUUGCCCCCAAUAAAUGUAGCUAUUCGGUUUACAUAUAUCCUUCAAGAUUGGCAACAGUAUUCUUGGCCUCAGCAGCCACCAGAUUUUGAUGCAUUGGUUGGAGGAGAAGUGGGUGGUCUAGAAUUUGGAAAGUUACCAUUUGGAGCAUGUGAAGACCCUAUUAGUGAAUUACAUUUAGCCACCACUUGGCCUCAUCUCACGGAAGGCAUUAUUGUUGAUAAUGAUGUGUACUCGGACCUUGAUGCUCUGCAAGCACCCCUCUGGUCUGUCAGGGUGCGGAAGGCUGAUAACCCCCAGUGUUUGUUGGGAGAUUUUCUUACUGAAUUCUUCAAACUCUGUCUCCGGAAAGAAUCGACAGAUGAGAUUCUUGGAAGAUCAACAUUUGAAGAUGAAAGUAAAGAUCAUGCAGAUAUUAGUCAAGCAUUGCAGAAGCUCACAGAACCAACAUCUGUUCACAUGCCUCGAUUAUCCACUAUGUCAAAUAUGGUCCACAGUGCUCGCAAAAGGAUGCAUAAACACAGGCGUAUAGAAGAGUCACCAAUCAGUAAUGAAGUUCUAAACUCCAUUUUGUUAUUUCUGUUUCCAGAUGCUGUUGAAAAGGCUGGAGAUUCAUCUAAUGCUAAACGUAGCAGUUCAGGAGGAAGUAGUAUUGCUACAGCUGAAGAAGAGGGGAACCUUUACAGUCAAUUUAAAUCUGCUCCCUCGGACAGUCUGACAUACAAGUUGGCUUUAUGUCUCUGUAUGGUUAACUUUUAUCAUGGUGGAAUGAGGGGUGUGGCCCAUUUAUGGCAAGAAUUUGUGUUGGAAAUGCGGUACAGAUUGGAAAAUAAUUAUCUUGUGCCAGGGUUAUCCACUGGAGCUCCAGAUUUAAAAUGUUGCUUGUUACAUCAAAAAUUGCAGAUGUUGAAUUGUUGCAUUGAGAGGAAAAAAGCAAGAGAUGUUGGAAAGAAACAGACAUCAGAAAAUGUAAUGGUUGGUUCAACAGAGAGAAAGUUGUCGAAUAAUGCUGGCAAAGGGACAACAGAGAGUAUGGAUAACAAAGAGUUUGAUAAGGAAAACAAAGGAGAAUCUUCCCAGCAGAAAUCAUGGGACUCGUGGAGUGACAGUGAGGAUGAGUUUUUUGAGUGUCUGAGUGACACAGAAGACUUGAAGGAAAGUAGACAGGAGAGUGAAACAAAAGAAGGAACGACAAAAGGUGAAAAAAAAGAUGAAGGAGGAAAGAAAGACAUCCAAAAGUGCAGACCAGAUGGACGCUUGCAUCAGCAUGGCAAACUGACUCUUCUUCUCACGGGAGAUCCACUUUAUAUUCCACUUACACAAGAACCAGCACCAAUGACAGAAGAUUUAUUAGAAGAGCAAUCAGAGGUAUUAGCUAAAUUGGGAACUUCAGCUGAAGGAGCACAUCUACGUGCUAGGAUGCAGAGUGCUUGUUUGCUGUCAGACAUGGAAUCCUUCAAGGCUGCAAAUCCUGGCUGUUGUUUGGAAGAUUUUGUGAGGUGGUACUCUCCACGUGAUUAUGUUGAAGAAGAAUUCACUGAUGAAGUAGGUGACAAGGUUCUCAGAGGAGAGUUAAGUGCCAGAAUGAAAAUCCCUGGUAACAUGUGGGUGGAAGUAUGGGAAACUGCAAAGCCAAUUCCUGCUCGAAGACAAAGACGGCUUUUUGAUGACACAAGGGAGGCUGAAAAGGUUCUUCACUAUUUAGUUGGCUUGAAACCUGCAGAUUUGACUAGACAUUUACUGCCUUGUAUCUUGCAUGCAGCACUGCUGAAGGUUAAAGAAGAAGAAUCUAUAGAAGAUAUCCCAUCUGUAAGGAAAUUAAUUCAGCAGAUCAUUACUCAUGCUAGCAAACUAUUAAGAUAUUCAAACCCUGACAUAAAAAAAUUGGAAGAAAUAAUUAGUCAAAUAACAGCUUCAGAAACUAUUAUUGCAAGAUCUCGAUCACUCCAAGCCAAAUUUGGAAUUAAGAAAUGCGAAAAGGAAGAUGAACGUGAGGAAUUGGAAAGGUUUGUGAGCUGUCUUUUAGAACAGCCAGAAGUACCUGUUAAUGGAGCAAGACGAGGGCCUACAGGGAACGUUAUUUACAAACUAUUUGUUAAUGCACAGAGGCUAUCUGAAUCUACUGAAGAGGCCACAACUCUGACUCCGAUUGAUGAUGAACCUGGAAAGCCAUGCUCUUCUGAUGAGCGCAAAUCAAGUUUAGGAGCAGCAUCAGAAUUUCCUCUGCCAACCGGACGUGAAAUAAUGCUUCGGACCACUGUACCUCGCCCUGCACCAUACUCCAAAUCUUUACCACAACGCAUGUACUGUGUUUUGUUAAAAGAUGAAUUCCGUCUAGCUGGUGCAUUUUCAUCUGACACAUCGUUCUUCUAAUAUAAUUGAUAAUUUAACUAAUUAAAAUAUGAUCAUUUACUAAUACUUUGGUGUCAUUCCUACAUUUUACACACUUUAGUAAAUGAACAUGUUUUAGCUGAAACUGCUAAAUAUCUCAAAGUUGAUCCAAUGCUACUAAUGCUUCAUAAAUAGUAUGCAUGCAUAUAUGCAAACUAGCAGUGAUUCUAGUAAGAGAUAUCACGUUUGAAAGAAUUUGGCAAAAGCAGAAACAAUAUACACAAACACUAUUUAAAAAUAAAAAUAGCAGUAUAGUUAUGAAAUUGAUCAAAUGUACAAUGUUACAUGUGAAAUGGAACGGUAUUGUGCAUUGGAUACGUUUGAUAGUCUGCUGCGUGCAGGAUAAUACUUAUUACAGCCCUGGAAGCAUUUGGAAUGGUCACAAAAGAUCCCUGCCUAUACCGUGUACUCAAGAUUAUAAUAAGUUUUCUGAUGUAGGUGCUUUUGAAGGAUUUUAUUGCAUCAAUAAAUCAUACAAAUCA